Messenger RNA from Megalobrama amblycephala (Wuchang bream), 3320 nucleotides. It is a transcript of the gene rtn4rl1a, whose product is annotated as reticulon-4 receptor-like 1. Gene Ontology annotation, cellular component: plasma membrane. The transcript has 3 exons. The record is from RefSeq and is a predicted model, not a curated record. Gene Ontology annotation, molecular function: protein binding. Bases 525 to 1874 code for a protein of 449 amino acids. Lineage: Eukaryota; Metazoa; Chordata; Actinopteri; Cypriniformes; Xenocyprididae.
CCCUCCAGUAGUGCUCCAGCUUUCAGACUCCUGAAGAGACACGCACCGGCUCCUGACAUCCGUUAACCACCCGAGCAUCUCUGGCAUCCAAACGCAGUCACUUAAACAGAACAGUAAUUUGACUCAUCGUUAAAGUGGUAUACAUUACCGCAACGCUGUUUUCCCGUCAAAUCGACUGAUAUUCUAAAACUUUAAAUGCUGUUGUUAUGGCUAACUGAAAGGUUCUUGAGACAAUUAUAAGUGCUAAACUGAAACAAUUUUCGCUACGAUCUCUCGGAGUCAUAAAAAAAUUGUCGGGGAUUGCGAGACUUCCAUGUCGGCGAUGUUGUUUUCCAUCUUAAUCGAUACCUGAGACCAGGGGUCAAGAGUUAAGAAUUUGUAUUUGGUGCGGAUCGCCUCACGUUUGAAGAGCAUUAAAACAGAUCAAACUUUUAUCACAUAUGACACGGAUUAUUAAAGAUGAGACGCUUAUUUUGACUAUCACAGUGGGAUAAAGUACAGCGCAUCAUCACCGCACCUUCAGGAUGUUCCGGCGAGGCUGUGGUCUGGAGUUUCUCCUGGUGCUGUGUGGUUUAGAGUUGACCCAGGCGUGUCCGCGUCACUGCAUCUGCUACGACUCUCCCAGCACGGUGAGUUGCCAGGCUCACAACUUCCUGGUGGUUCCAGAGGGAAUCCCGGCCCAGAGCGAGCGCGUCUUUCUGCAAAACAACAAGAUCCAGCGACUGCUGCAGGGCCAUUUCAGCCCAACCACCGUCAUGCUUUGGCUCUACUCCAACAAUAUAUCAUACAUCCAGCCCUCCACAUUCAUGGGCUUCACCCGCCUGGAGGAGCUCGAUCUGGGGGACAACAAACACCUCCACUCUUUGGCUUCGGACACUUUUCAGGGCCUGACCCGACUCCAUGCUCUGCACCUCUACCACUGUGGCCUAAUCACUCUGCCCGCUGGUUUAUUUGAAGGGCUGCACAACCUGCAGUACCUCUAUUUACAGAACAACCAGCUGGAGUUUCUUGAGGAUGACAUGUUCAUUGAUCUGCUGAAUCUCAGCCAUCUAUUUCUGCAUGGAAAUCGGCUGUGGAGCCUCCACCAGAACACUUUCCGUGGUCUAGGGGCCCUCGAUCGCUUGCUGUUGCAUCAAAACCGGCUCCAGUGGGUUCACAAACAGGCUUUCCACGACCUGCGGCGCCUGACGACGCUCUACCUGUUCAACAACUCCUUACCUGAGCUGCCAGCCGAGAGCUUGGUUCAGCUGCCGGCGCUGGAGUAUCUCCGUCUCAAUGACAACCCUUGGGAGUGCGACUGCAAAGCCGUGCCGCUCUGGGAUUGGCUGCGGCGCUUCCGUGGCUCCACCUCCUCAUUAAUAUGCUUGGCUCCACCGGAGCUGGCGGGAAAGGAUCUGAAACGGCUGACAAAAGAAGAGCUACCUUCCUGUACGGGCUCGGAGUCGCUCCACCAGAGCAAAUCCAGCAGCCAGGGGGACGUGGGGGUGUCGCUGAAGAAAGAUCAUCAUCACCGAUCACAUAAUCGUCAUCAUCAACCUCACCUGCCACAUCAGGAUCAAUACUACCCCACCUCCCCGUCGCCACUCCCUCGACCGCCCAAGUCGGGACGCAACAGGAACUGCACGAGGCAUCGCAGCCGCAAGGGCAACGGUCAGAACGAGGUGUAUAACCAAAAGGAGUUAGCCAACAAGGAAUCGGAAGACAAAUAUGACCGGUCAAAACCGAGACGAAAGAACAAGUGCAACCCACAGACUUCGGUGGGGCCCCCUAGUGGUGUGCUAAGCUCGAACAGCAGGGCGGUGUCCCUCUUGGCACCUUGUUUCAUCAUCCCUCUUUACUUAUUGGCGUGUCUCACUGCCCUUAUUUUCCGCUGAGCCUGUGGAAGCCUCUACAAAUGGUUUUACCGAAAAAAACUCAGCCCUCUGUCUACUCUGGCUCCUACACUUCAGUGUGCGAAUGUGUGUGUGUGUGUGUUCAUGUGUACAUGUGUACGUUGGCGAGCCCCUUUUGAGGGACAGAGGACUUGUGCAAAGUUACAGGCCUGGAAUUAAACCGGAGAUGCGAAGACACUCUGGGGUUUGUGGGCAAGAGACGGGACACUAAAUGGACUACUCCUCGAUCAUCACCAUUUUUACACCAUUUCUUGUUGCUGGCGAUAGAUCAGGGCAUACUCAGUAAAAAAAAAAAAAAAGUACAUUUGUUAACUACAUUCGGUUGUACAUCACACCUCUACAGAAUAAUUAGCAGCUCUUUGUGGUCAAGGUUACCAACAUUAAAACCUCCGAAUCCUUGUCCUGACCUUCGACCUGAACACAGGCUGCAGCCCAGAGGGGGGGAAAGUGUGAGAGAAAUACAUAAACAGACUAUUUUCACAAAUGCACAUGGAACUGCUGCGCUAAUGCAUUAGCAUCUCAGCGGUUUCUGUGGGAGGGUUGUUGUUAACACCUUUAGCACCUGAUAAGAUAAAAAUUAAAGCUAAGCACACAGGAGAGGGAUUGUGUUACUUAUGAGGUUGUUUUUAAUAUAUUUAUAUAUAUAUAUAAGAAAAAUGGUUGCAUGUGCAAUAUUCGCACAGUUCAUUCACACAGGCCCAAUAAAUGCUAACAGUGUUAGCACGCUAAUCCAAAAAAACAAAAAAAAACAAAAGUUGUUGUUUGUUGUCGCAAUGUGAAUUAGCACUCACAUUCUACUGUUCUGAAGCUGCUAUGCUGGCGUUCUUCAAGGUCAGUGAGAGGAAAAAGUAGAGUUUAUGAAGGAUUAUGGGAUGACUCUGGGUUUGUGUGUGUUGUUAUUCGUUGAUUGUGCCCUUAAGAUAGUAUUUUGCAUAAAAACUGGAAGGAAAAAGUUAAGACAUGGAAAGGUCAAGUGGAGCUCAUGCAAAAAGCAUCAUGUGUUAUCUCUUACUCAGUUGCAAUAAUGUGCUAACCUAGAAGGGAAACAACAACACUACAUUAAUAUCUGCAUAUGACACAGUUUGGGAAAAUGAAAUGUCUCACAAAGGGGGAAAUAGAGCUGUGCAGAUUUAUGACGUUGGGGCUAACCUGGAAGACUAAUUCGCCAUAGAUUCCCUCAGGAAGUUCCUAUGGGUUUCUGGAAUAGCAGUUUUUGAUUUACAAAUCAAACAUUUAGACUUUCUUGAUGAUAUACUUUAUAAAUAGCACUAAUAAGGAAAAGAGCAGAUGCUGUGCUACCAUCUAUCACUGUAAAUAAUUAUUUUCAUGAUUUUAACAUUUUUUUCUUUGGUCAAAUCAACUUAAUUGAUGUGGUUCAGAUAACCUAAUAUUUUGAGUUUCUGUUGAUUAAACCAAUCACCUUCAUUG